UGUUAUUGAAACACGUGUGAUUUGUUUUCGUGUGAGCCGAGUUUGAUUAUUUUCAUACUCAACAAAUUAAUUGUUUCUGAAUUUUUAAAGUUAAUUAUUAUUAAUUUAUUUAUCUGAUACGAACAAGAAUUUAAAAAUGGUGAAGAGAAAAAUUCCCACUCGCAAACACAGGGGUGUGAAAGACCCAGAGAAACAAGCGGCUGCUCGAUUUGCAAGCAUCAAGGAUAAGGUCAACAACCCACCGUCGUCGGCUGACGACCAGUUUAUUCCUAGGAGAAUUUUGGAGUUGAAGUCUCAGAUCGAGAAGGUGAAAAACAGGGUUCCCAAGAAGAAGACCAAAACCAAGUCUGAUGGGUUGAUCGACACCGCCGUAUUUGCGAGCAAAGAAAUAAAAAUCCCAGGCAUGAAAAGGAAAGAAAAGCCGAUCCACAAUUUCAAGCAGAUGCCUGGCGAGGAUGGAAACGCCUUCUUGCGGAGAAUUCAGAGGAAAUGCCAGGAAGUUAUUCAUGAAUCCAAGUUUGAAGACAAAUUUGAUGUUGAAGUUCAGCGAAAUGCAGACACUGGUCGAAUCGAAUCAGUAGACAAAUUGAGCAUUGCCGAUGCCAAGUUCCUGAAAGAUUUGACGCCUCACAACAAAACUAGGAAAGCCAGCGCCCAGUCUAUGGAAAAGAAAAAGGCUAGGUUGCAAAAGUUGAAAGAGAAAAAGCAGUUGAAGAAGACGGUGAAGGUCGAUGACGAAUUUGCCAAGUACAAGGACAAAGUUGAAUUCGGCGAAGUUGCUCACGAACCUCCCAAACUCACAACUUUGCCCAGAAGGGCUGAAGAAACCGGAAAGCCUGGAAAAAGGGACCUUCUCUUGAAGGGAAUGUUUGGCAGUGAAGAGAAAGUGGAAAUGUUAUCAGUGUUCGAUAGAAAAUUGAAAACUGAUGGCGCCAAGGUCGGUAAAAAGAAGAAGAAAAAUGAAAAAGGAUUUGCGGAGAAGAUACGGCUCGAGGCUCAGAGGGUGGCUGCAGUCGACGCCUACAGGCAAAUGAAAGCCAGAAACCAAGCAAAGAACAAAGCUAGUUAGCCAUGAAGGUAAUUUGUAAAUCAAUAAAUCUGUAUUCCUUUCAAAUGGAAGCUAAUUCUUAAAUUAGUACCUUGAAAAUUUACAAAGCAAUUGCAAAAUAUAUUCAUUUUUCCUCAAACUUGUGGAUGGGAAGUCUUGGGAGAAGUUAAAACAAUUUGCGAGCUUGUAUGAGGAGAUUAUUAUUGUUGUGUGAACUAUUUUAUAAUGCGCAGUAGUUAUUGAGUUGUAGGAUAUUUGCAGUUCUGUUAAACCAACGGAACUAACCAUGUUUAGCGUUUAAAUUCAAAUUGCUUCAAAUAUUAGAAUUAUAAAAUCAAACAUACAAUUUACUUUAAAAUUCAACGCAAUUUCUGAUUCCUAUAAAUUUAAAAAAGUAGCUAUUUUUCUCCCA
Messenger RNA from Neocloeon triangulifer, 1460 nucleotides. Its product is annotated as coiled-coil domain-containing protein 137. NCBI's taxonomy places the organism in Eukaryota, Metazoa, Arthropoda, Insecta, Ephemeroptera, Baetidae. The transcript is spliced from 4 exons. Bases 137 to 1069 code for a protein of 310 amino acids. The record is from RefSeq and is a predicted model, not a curated record.